This is a messenger RNA of Elephantulus edwardii (Cape elephant shrew), 3310 nucleotides long. It is a transcript of the gene GTF2I, whose product is annotated as general transcription factor IIi. The coding region runs from base 5 to 2881 and encodes 958 amino acids. Gene Ontology annotation, molecular function: DNA-binding transcription factor activity. The transcript has 32 exons. Gene Ontology annotation, biological process: transcription by RNA polymerase II. NCBI's taxonomy places the organism in Eukaryota, Metazoa, Chordata, Mammalia, Macroscelidea, Macroscelididae. The record is from RefSeq and is a predicted model, not a curated record. Gene Ontology annotation, cellular component: nucleus.
GAUCAUGGCCCAAGUGGCAAUGUCAACUCUGCCUGUAGAAGAUGAGGAGUCCUCGGAGAGCCGGAUGGUGGUGACGUUCCUCAUGUCUGCUCUGGAGUCGAUGUGUAAAGAGUUAGCCAAAUCCAAGGCGGAAGUGGCCUGCAUUGCAGUGUAUGAAACAGAUGUAUUUGUCGUUGGAACGGAAAGAGGACGUGCUUUCGUCAAUACCAGGAAGGAUUUUCAAAAAGAUUUUGUAAAAUACUGUGUUGAAGAAGAAGAAAAGGCUGCAGAGAUAAAUAAAAUGAAAUCUACAUCCCAGUCCAAUAGGAUGAGUGUCGAUGCUGUAGAAAUUGAGACAUUGAGAAAAACAGUCGAGGACUAUUUCUGUUUUUGCUAUGGAAAAGCUUUAGGCAAAUCCACAGUGGUCCCUGUGCCCUAUGACAAGAUGCUGAGAGACCAGGCAGCAGUGGUCGUGCAGGGCCUUCCCGAAGGCGUCGCCUUUAAGCAUCCAGAGAACUACGAUCUUGCAACCCUGAAGUGGAUUCUGGAGAACAAAGCAGGAAUUUCAUUUAUUAUUAAGAGACCUUUCCUAGAGCCCAAGAAGCAUCUAGGUGGUCGAGUGAUGGUAACAGAUGCUGAUAGGUCAAUACUGUCUCCAGGUGGAAGUUGUGGUCCCAUCAAAGUGAAAACUGAACCCACAGAAGAUUCUGGCAUUUCCCUGGAAAUGGCCGCCGUGACAGUAAAAGAAGAAUCAGAAGACCCUGAUUACUACCAAUAUAACAUUCAAGGGAGCCAUCAUUCUUCAGAGGGCAAUGAAGGAGCCGAAAUGGAAGUGCCCCCAGAAGAUGAUGAUUAUUCGCCACCAACCAAAAGACCAAAGAACAUUGAGCCACCCCAGCCUCCGGUGACUGAGCCUCCCAAUGCUGGAAAACGGAAAGUGAGGGAGUUCAACUUUGAGAAAUGGAACGCUCGAAUUACAGAUCUGCGUAAACAAGUAGAAGAACUGUUUGAGAGAAAAUACGCUCAAGCUAUAAAAGCCAAAGGUCCUGUGACGAUCCCGUACCCCCUAUUCCAGUCACACGUGGAAGAUCUUUAUGUGGAAGGACUUCCUGAAGGAAUUCCUUUUAGAAGGCCGUCAACUUACGGAAUCCCUCGUCUAGAGAGAAUAUUACUUGCAAAGGAAAGGAUUCGUUUCGUGAUUAAGAAACAUGAACUUUUGAAUUCAACACGUGAAGACUUACAGCUUGAUAAACCAGCUUCAGGGGUCAAGGAAGAAUGGUAUGCCAGAAUCACGAAAUUAAGGAAGAUGGUAGAUCAACUUUUCUGCAAAAAAUUUGCUGAAGCCUUGGGGAGCACUGAAGCCAAGGCUGUUCCUUACCAGAAAUUUGAGGCCCAUCCUAACGAUCUGUAUGUGGAAGGACUCCCAGAAAACAUUCCGUUCAGAAGUCCCUCGUGGUACGGAAUCCCACGGCUGGAGAAAAUCAUUCAAGUGGGCAACCGAAUUAAAUUUGUUAUUAAAAGACCGGAACUCCUGACUCACAGCGCAACUGAAGUUACUCAGCCGAGAACCAAUACUCCAGUCAAAGAAGAUUGGAAUGUCAGAAUUACCAAGCUUCGGAAACAAGUGGAAGAGAUUUUUAAUUUGAAGUUUGCGCAGGCCCUCGGGCUCGCAGAGGCCGUGAAAGUACCUUACCCUGUGUUCGAAUCCAACCCUGAGUUCCUCUAUGUGGAAGGCUUGCCGGAAGGAAUCCCCUUUCGGAGCCCAACCUGGUUUGGAAUUCCACGUCUUGAGAGAAUUGUCCGUGGGAGCAAUAAAAUCAAGUUUGUGGUUAAAAAACCUGAACUAGUUAUUUCCUACUUGCCACCCGGAUUGGCUAGUAAAAUAAACACUAAAGCAUUGCAGUCCCCGAAAAGACCCCGAAGCCCAGGGAGUAACUCCAAAGUCCCUGAAAUUGAGGUCACUGUGGAAGGCCCCAAUAACAACAGUCCUCAAACAUCUGCUGUCCGAACCCCGACCCAGACAAACGGUUCUAACGUUCCCUUCAAGCCUCGAGGGAGAGAGUUUUCCUUUGAGGCCUGGAAUGCCAAAAUCACGGACCUGAAACAAAAGGUUGAAAAUCUCUUCAAUGAAAAGUGUGGUGAAGCUCUUGGCCUUAAACAAGCUGUGAAAGUGCCAUUUGCAUUAUUUGAAUCUUUCCCAGAAGACUUCUACGUGGAAGGCUUACCUGAGGGUGUGCCUUUCCGAAGACCUUCGACUUUCGGCAUUCCAAGGCUGGAGAAGAUACUCAGAAACAAAGCCAAGAUUAAGUUCAUCAUUAAGAAGCCAGAAAUGUUUGAGACUGCGAUUAAGGAGAGUACAGCCGCCUCCAAGAGCCCCCCACGGAAAAUAAACUCGUCUCCCAGUGUUAAUACCACUGCGUCAGGCGUCGAAGAUCUUAACAUCAUUCAGGUGACAAUUCCAGAUGAUGAUAAUGAAAGACUGUCGAAGGUCGAGAAAGCUCGGCAGCUGAGGGAACAAGUCAAUGACCUCUUCAGUCGCAAAUUUGGAGAAGCCAUCGGUAUGGGCUUCCCAGUGAAGGUUCCCUACCGGAAGAUCACCAUCAACCCGGGCUGUGUGGUGGUGGACGGCAUGCCCCCGGGGGUGUCUUUCAAAGCCCCCAGCUACCUGGAAAUCAGCUCCAUGAGAAGGAUCUUAGAUUCCGCCGAGUUUAUCAAAUUCACAGUCAUUAGACCAUUUCCAGGACUUGUGAUUAAUAACCAGUUGGUUGAUCAGAAUGAGUCAGAAGGCCCGGUGAUUCAAGAAUCUACUGAGCCAAGCCAGUUGGAGGUUCCUGUAACAGAAGAAAUUAAAGACACUGACGGAAGCUCUCAGAUCAAGCAAGAGCCGGACCCAACGUGGUAGACGCCGCCUCCCGGCGUGAACCAUCAGAGGUUGAGAAGAGCUUUUCGGACCUGUUAUUGCCCUGAGCUGUGUAAUAUACUUGUAUAACAGAAAUACCUUCUAUACAAACCUUUUUUUCUACUUUUAGAUAGAAAUGUCUACUUUUUCAGCAGUUCUGUGAAUUGAAUUAAAGAGCAGCGUGCCUGUAGAUUUGGAAUGGCUGGGUGACUUUGGGAUGUAUUAUAAGGAAAUGACAAGCAGUGCUGGAAAGCGACAGGGAACAGGACAGGAACGAGCCUCGGCGGGUGUAGUGCCGAGCGGCCCCUCUUCGGCCGCCGUGUUCAUUUCCCAACCAAGCGAAGAUCUCUCCUCCUGGGACAUCUCGGCUUCCGCGGUGAAGAACACACCUGUGGUAGUUCAGCUCUUUAGUUUUUUUUUCUAUUUGAAAAA